Molecule: messenger RNA, 311 nt
Organism: Paramecium octaurelia
Lineage: Eukaryota; Ciliophora; Oligohymenophorea; Peniculida; Parameciidae
Source: the annotation of a GenBank genome assembly
AUGAAGAAAAUGGAAGUCAAAUUUGUAAAACCAAAUUUUAUAAGAAAAGUAGUUUGGUCUUAAGGGAUUUUUCUAUGCUAUUUGAAAUUGAAAAGGUAUACUGUUCAUAAAUUGAAAUUUCAGAUAUUGUUUAUUUUAUUAGUCUUUUUACCUCCUUUUCAUAAAUUAGAUGUAUUUUCUACAUUUACAUUAUCUAACAGGUAGUUAUCUACACUAAAUUCAAUUUUUGUUCCUUUACAAUUUCACCACAAAUCUCGAAGUAUUUUUAUGUUUAUAUUCUAGAAUAAUGGGUGAUUGGAUUAAACCUUUGA